Molecule: messenger RNA, 3675 nt
Organism: Phaethon lepturus (White-tailed tropicbird)
Lineage: Eukaryota; Metazoa; Chordata; Aves; Phaethontiformes; Phaethontidae
Product: dynein heavy chain 9, axonemal-like
Exons: 17
Source: RefSeq, a predicted model, not a curated record
GAUCUCCUGACAACUGCCUUGGACCUGAUGAAGCUGGAGAAGAUGGAGUUCAGCGGCAUUAAAGGGAAGGCGCUGGGCCAGCAGGUGCUGGACAUGCAUGAGGAAUUCCAGGAGGUGUACAAGGUGUUUGCUGAGCGAACCUAUGACUGCCUUGACCUGACCAGCACGGAGUUUGAGCAAGAUGCCUUUGAUUUCAAGCAGAAAGUAGAAGACAUUGACCGGCGGCUGGGCACUGUUUUCAUCCAGGCUUUUGAUGAUGCCUCAGACUUGGAGCAAGCCUUCAAGUUGCUGGACAUGUUUGGGAGCCUUUUGGAGCGACCAGUAAUCGCUGCAGAUGCUGCUGACAAAUACUCUGUCCUCAUCAGCAUGUUCAACAGAGCCUUAGACCAUGCCAGGCUGAUCUACUCGAGGCACAUGCAGGCAGAGCUGGAGCUCGGAUCCCCCCCUGUGCAUAAGAACAUGCCACCAGUAGCUGGAGCACUGGGCUGGGCUCGGGAGCUGCGAGCAAGAAUCCAGGUGCCAUUUGGUCACUUCAGGCACAUCCCACAUCUCUGCCUGGACUCUGCUGAAGGACGAAGGGUGAUAGAGAAGUAUGAAGAAAUGAUCCAGCUGCUCGACAAGUAUCAGGAAAAGCUCUAUGUAGACUGGUCCCAGACAGUCUCUGAAAAAUCACUGUACAACCUUACUCAACCGCUCAUCCGGCGAGAUCCAGAAACCAAACUGAUCACAGUCAAUUUUGAUCCGCAGCUGGUUUCGGUGCUGAGGGAGGUGAGCUACCUCUCUGGCAGCCAGAUGGGAGCCAUCCCACUGACGGCAACAGAAAUCUAUUCCUCCAAGGAAUCAUUCCGGCAGAUGGUGGCCAACUUGGAGCUGAUGGUGAACAGAUACAACAAGGUCCUGAAGACAGUCCUGGAGGUCGAAUACCCUCUAAUACAGGGGCAGCUGCGGGGUAUUGACUUGAAGCUGAAAGAGGCAGAAGAAACACUGAACUGGAAGAUGGAGGGUGUCUGGGAUCAAAUCUCCAUGAUGAUGGAUGCUGUCCAUGACCUUGAACAGAGGAUACAUAAAGCCAAAAACAAUGUUGAGGACAUCCAGACCAUGGUGCGAUCAUGGGUAUCACCCAUAUUUGAGAGGAAAGAUGGUAAAAGGGAAUCACUGCUAAGCUUAGAAGACUGUCAGGACCAUCUGGAAAGGCGUUACAACCUCAUCAGAGAGUCAGGGCUGAGGAUGCAUUCACUGGUGAAGGAAAACCAGAGCCUCCUACUUGCAGACCCAGCAUCUGAAGUCUGGAAGGCCUAUGUGGAUUAUGUGGAUGAGAUAGUCCUGGAUGGAUUCUUCACUGCCAUUGAGUGCUCGCUCAAGUACCUCCUGGAAAACACAGAUCCUAAGGCAGGACUUGCCCCCCUCUUUGAGGUUCAGCUGGAUUUGGUGAUCCCAGAUUUGGUAUUUCGUCCCUCCUUGGACCCUGGCACAAACGACGGCUUCUAUGACAUGGUGGAGAGUCUUCUCAAUGACAUCUACCGGAUCUCAUCACUGGUGCCCAGGCUGGCUGAGCACAGUGGUUUCCCACACUACCAGGCUGACAUGGAGGACAUGGCUGAUCUGGCCGACAUGCGCGAUGACCUGAUGGGACGUGUGCAGGCUGUGACGGCGGCCUGCUGCGAUUACCGCAGUGCCUUCGACCACUACUCCUACCUCUACGGGGACGACAGAAAGGAAUUCUGCCGCCAGUUCCUGCUCUAUGGGCACAUCCUCACUGCUGCAGAAAUUGAGGCCCAUGCAGAGGACGGGGUGCCUGAAACGCCUCCCACACUGCAGCAGUUCAGAGAGCAGAUCGACUCCUACGAGAAGAUCUAUGAGGAGGUGAAUCGCAUUGAACCCAUCAGGAUCUUCCAGAGCUGGAUGAAGGUCGAUGCUCGGCCUUUCAAGGCUUCCUUGCUGAACGUGAUUAAAAGGUGGAGCUUGGUGUUCAAGCAGCAUCUCAUGGACCACGUCACGCACAGCUUGGCUGAACUUGACGAGUUCAUAAAAACUGCCGAUAAAGGUUUGAGCAAAAAGGUUGAAAAAGGCGAUUAUGAUGGCUUGGUGGAGAUUAUGGGUCAUCUCCUGGCCGUUAAAGAAAGGCACGGUGUCACUGAUGCCAUGUUUGAGCCCCUGAAGCAAACCAUUGAACUGCUGAAGACAUAUGAGCAACAGCUGCCGGAGGAGGUCUAUAAGCAACUGGAGGAGCUGCCAGAAAAAUGGAACAAUACAAAGAAGCUGGCGAUAGCUGUGAAACAGCAUGUGGCUCCUCUGCAGGCGAACGAAAUGACAGUUCUGCGCAAGAGCUGUGCGGCAUUUGAUGUUGAGCAGCACAGAUUCAGAGAGCGAUUUCGGAAAGAAGCACCAUUCAGGUUUGACACCGAAAAGCCUUAUCAACUGCUAGAUGCAAAGCACAUUGAGAUUAAACAAAUGGAGUCAGCCAUGACCUCGAUUUAUGAAUCAGCUGGUCUGUUCGAAGUCAUGGUGCCAGAUUAUAAACAACUGAAGCAGUGCAGAAAGGAGCUGUGUCUUCUCAAAGAGCUCUGGGAUAUGAUCUCCCUUGUGAACACUAGCCUCGAUGACUGGCAGAGCACAAGAUGGGUGGAUAUUAAUGUGGAAAACAUGGAACUGGAGUGUAAAAAGUUUGCAAGAGAGAUUCGGAAUUUGGAUAAGGAAAUGAGGGCGUGGGAUGCUUUCACUGGGCUGGACAGCAAGGUGAAGAACAUGCUGACAGCUCUGAAAGCUGUGGCAGAACUUCAAAAUCCCGCCAUCAGAGAAAGACACUGGAAUCAACUGAUGCAGACGACGGGCGUGAGGUUUGCAAUGGACUCGGACACCACGCUGGCUGACCUCCUGAAGCUCAACCUGCAUAACUUUGAGGAUGAGGUUCGUGGCAUUGUGGACAAAGCAGUGCGAGAAAUGAGCAUGGAGAAGGUCCUGAAGGAGCUAAAAAUGACUUGGAGCACUAUGGAGUUUCAGUAUGAGCCUCACCCCCGGACGAACAUCCCGUUGCUGAAAUCAGAUGAGGAACUCAUUGAAACUUUAGAAGACAACCAGGUGCAGCUGCAGAAUUUAAUGACAUCCAAAUACAUUGCUUUCUUCUUGGAGGAAGUGUCUGCAUGGCAGAGGAAACUAUCCACUGCGGACUCCAUCAUUUCUCUCUGGUUCGACGUGCAGCAUACAUGGUCUCACUUGGAGAGCAUAUUCAUAGGCUCAGAAGAUAUACGGGUACAGCUUCCUGAGGACUCCAAACGCUUUGAAGGGAUUGAUGUGGAUUUUAAGGAACUGGCCUAUGAAACCCAGAAAACCCCAAAUGUAGUUGAGGCCACCAAUAAACCAGGUCUGUCCCAGCAACUGGAGGACAUUCAGAGUAGGUUGUCUCUGUGUGAGAAGGCUUUGGCUGAAUAUUUGGACAUGAAGAGGUUGGCCUUUCCCAGAUUUUACUUCAUUUCUUCUGCAGAUUUAUUGGAUAUUCUUUCCAAUGGCACCAAUCCACAGCUGGUGCAACAUCAUCUUUCCAAACUCUUUGACAAUUUGGCCAAGAUGAAAUUCCAGCUGGACUCUGAGCAAAAGCCAACCAAGGUUGGCCUGGGAAUGUACAGUAGAGAGGAGGAAUAUGUCAGCUUCAGUGAACCCUGUGACUGCAACGGGCAG